GUUAAGAACACUUCUUUUGCUGGAAUUUAUUAUUAGCUCAGUAUAUUUUGUGGUACGCGCAGUGAAUGAAUGCAUGUAUUCCUAAGGAGUAUUUGCAGUCAAACGAAUAGCGGGUACCUAAACGAACGUUUCGGGGUUUUAGUUUGGUUCUCUAAUUGUCCAUCCAGAAUCUGCUUGUGUUGUCUUUGACUUCGAAGAGUCGAGAACGAGAACUUUGGAUUUAAUCUGCGAAAUUUUCAGUUUCCUCAAAGGUUCUUCAAAGAAUGGUCAGCUACAGCUUCCACUGAGCGAAAAAACCUUCUAGCAACUAAAGAAAACCCCCCAAAUAAACGAUGGAAGCGGUUCUGAAAGACUCCGUAGCCAUGGCUGGUGAAGACAACGCCCUAAUAGCGAAAGUGGUGGCAAUGAUAGCGCUGGGAAUGUCUUCGUUCAUCAUCGGUCUUCUUCCGGUGAAGCUGGCCAAGAUGGUCUCGUUGACUAAUCUGGAUGGGGAGAAGAACCUUCUUCUGUCUCUUAUGCUGUGCUUUGGCGGCGGCGUUCUGCUCUUCACCACCUUCCUCCAUCUGCAACCAGAAGUGAGGGAGUUUUUCAACACGCUGGAGGCCCAUGGUAAGAUGCCUGACAUGAGAGGAAUUCCUCCGUCCGAGUUGGUGUUCUGUUUCGGAUUCUUCCUGGUUUACCUGAUCGAAGAGCUGGUGCACGCUUUUCUGGACAGGAAAAGCAACAAUGAGACAUUACGCAGGUCGCUCUCGAUCCGAAUCAGUUCGCGCAAAACAGACAAUAUGACCAUCCCCAGGGUAACGUUGACAAAGUUUGACGAUGGCAACAUCAGCUACAUCUCCAACUCCAAUAAGGAGCUGCUUGAGUCGCAAACCACCAUCAAUGUGGAGAAACAAGGAGGCGGACACAGUCAUGCCUCAAUGGAUGGCAGCAUCAACAAUCCGUUCAGCGGUUUCUUGGCCGUUUUAGCGCUGAGUUUCCACGCGAUCUUCGAAGGGCUGGCCGUUGGUUUGGAAAAGAGUUCGGAUAAAGUUUGGUAUCUGUUGGCGGCCAUCGCAACCCACAAGUUGGUGAUCGCAUUUUGUGUGGGAGUUGAGUUGGUGUCCACCAAAACCAAAGUCAUGUUGGUGAUGUUGUAUAUUGGCACGCUUGCCAUUGUUACCCCCAUAGGAAUCGGCAUUGGCAUCAUCUUGAGCAAUGUGGAGAAUAAUGAGAAUGUGGUUUGCGUGGUUCUUCAAGGCAUGGCAGCUGGUACUCUCCUUUACGUGGUGUUCUUCGAGGUGUUGGCCCGAGAACGGGACAAUAAUCAUAGCGGAGUUUGGCAAUUGCUGGCCAUUCUAGUCGGAUUCAUGUUCAUGUUCACUCUGCAAACAUUUACUGGUCAUGAGCAUUCCCAUGGUCCUAACGGAGACCACGAUCAUCACUACCAUGAAUCCAGCCUGGAACUCACCACUCCUUUGCAAGAAGCUGCAAACCGCGUCUUUAGCCGAUAAUGCGGAUGUGAUAUACUUGUAGGAAAUAAUGAAUGUUUGGAGAUGCUAAAUAACUCGUAAGCAAUUAGGUACAAAUACCUUACAAUUUUAUUAUUUUUACUAUGUAAAACUUUUAAUUGGAAUUUUCUGAUCGCCUUCGAUAUGGUAUAGUAUGUGGGUGUAUAAAAUUAGGGUAAAUAAGUCACUUGAGUCUGUGAAAAAUUUAUUUUUAUCAAUUUAUCAACAGAUAACUUUCCAACUAGCAAUAAAGUGCGCUAAUUCUCCCGUACAUCUAAACUGUGUAAAACUGUGUGAUAUUCAGAGAUCAACACUUUGCUUUCAAAUGAACCUAUGUUGAUGUAAAAUACAUAUCUACUAUUUCGUUUUUUUUAUUCAAAAUAAUAUCUUUUAGCAAAAAAAUGUUUCUAAACGAACACACCAAACAAGUGAUUUCUAAUCAAAUGCGUUUUAAAAUUAUAUAUGAUAAGUUACGUGAUAAGAGCUUCAUGUGCAUGUAGUUUAACUAGUCGAUAGUGUAAAAUGUAAUUUUAUGAACCGAAUUGUAUUAAAAUGUUUAUGUAAUAUAUAUGUUCCUAAGGAAAACUGUUAAAGAUAGGUAUACUAUUAGGAUAUUUGAAUGGCAAUGUGUGUGUAUGUAAGAAAAUAUACUUAUUUUUGAAAGCAA
Molecule: messenger RNA, 2157 nt
Organism: Dendroctonus ponderosae (mountain pine beetle)
Lineage: Eukaryota; Metazoa; Arthropoda; Insecta; Coleoptera; Curculionidae
Product: zinc transporter ZIP1
Exons: 5
Coding region: 333-1493 (386 amino acids)
Biological process (GO): zinc ion transmembrane transport
Cellular component (GO): plasma membrane
Molecular function (GO): zinc ion transmembrane transporter activity
Source: RefSeq, a predicted model, not a curated record